Molecule: messenger RNA, 1443 nt
Organism: Sporisorium graminicola
Lineage: Eukaryota; Fungi; Basidiomycota; Ustilaginomycetes; Ustilaginales; Ustilaginaceae
Exons: 1
Coding region: 1-1443 (480 amino acids)
Source: RefSeq, a predicted model, not a curated record
AUGGGUACACAAGGCGCCAUGCGCGGAACGCUAGGCAACAUCUCUGCUUUUAUCUAUAGCUGGACGCCCAUGAUCCUGCUCGUGUGCUACUGCGUGGUUGGCUUCUUCUUCUACCUCGUCAUCCCGCCCAUCCUUCAAGAGGUGCUCUUUUACAUCUUUCUUGCGCUGCAGACCCUCACUUCGCUCUCGGUCUCCACGGAAGCGAUGCAGUCCAUUCGACCUUCGGUCAAGUCUCGACGCGCUUUUCGUAAAGCCGCCAAGGAAGGAUGGCGUGAGACCGAAGACGGCAAGCCGUGGCCCAAGAUCGACAUCGUGCUCGUCGCCUACCUUCCUAACGAGAAGGACAUCAUUAUGCGACAGCUGCGUUACGCUCUGCGCGAGAUCAACUAUCCCGCCGACAAGCUCAUGAUCAACCUUGUCUACAACACGCCCAAGCCCAUCGAGCCCGUAGAGACCGAGCUGCGCGAGCUCGAAAGCGCCCACGCCCGCCUGCGCGUCAUCAAAGUGCCCAACUCGACGUCCAAAGCCGACAACAUCAACUACUACCUCUCAUUGGACUUCAAGUGCGAUAUCAUCACACUCUACGAUACCGACCACUAUCCCGACCCCAACGCGAUCCGAUGGGUAGCCCGUCGAUUCUUGCAAGGUGGCAUCGACAUUAUUCAGGGUCGAUGCUGCAUCUACAACUACGACGAGACCUGGCUGACCAGGUUGGUCGCCGCCGAGUUCGACAUGAUCUACGGCGUGAUGCAUAGUGGACGUGCAGAAAUGCAAGGCUACGGCUUCUUUGGCGGUUCCAACGGUCACUGGAAUGCCAGUUUGCUCAAAUCGCUGGGCAUGCAAAAACACAUGCUGACCGAGGACAUCGAUAGCUCGAUGCGUGCUAUCAUCUCGGGAGCGAGAAUCGAGUACGAUUUGAAGGUGCUGUCGUACGAACUGGCUCCAGAGACGGUUCCAGCCUUGCUCAAGCAGAGACUGCGCUGGGCUCAAGGUUGGACCCAGGUCGCCUUCCGACAUGCUCUUCCCGCCGUGCGCCGAGGAGCUUACUCCGACGACAACGGCUGGAGAUCUCGCCUCGGUCUCUUCCAGCUUCUCAUCUAUCGAGAGUGUUACUUCUACGUCAAUAGCUCUCUGGUCUUCAUCCUUCUUUCCUCUUUGAUCACCAGCUUCCCACACGAGGGGAUCAAGGCAUGGUUCGACAACUUCGGCGGCUUUAGCCUUGCGAUGUGGGCCUUAUCAGUGAACCUUAUCUGUCUCUUUGUCACCAUCUGCAUCGUGCUCAAAAACCGAUCCAACUUUACACAUCCAACGGGUAUCAUUGCCUUUGGCUUUGUCGCUCCAUUCUACUACAGCAUCGUCAGCUUCUCGGCCAUCUUCUGCCACUUCCGCGAGUUCGUCAAGUUCGAGAAGUGGAACCCCACUGCGAGGUCCACCAAGAAGUAG